Rubroshorea leprosula is the source of this 1253-nucleotide messenger RNA. NCBI's taxonomy places the organism in Eukaryota, Viridiplantae, Streptophyta, Magnoliopsida, Malvales, Dipterocarpaceae. The record is from the annotation of a GenBank genome assembly.
CGUGAUUCACUCGGCGGCCUGCAGCCAUAAAUUUUCCCGAGAAAACAAAGUGAGUUUUGGAUUCAUCUUUCAUUUUCAUUCUUCUUGUGAUCAGUAUUUUCAAUUUCAUUCAGCCAAUCGAAUCUGCGACAACCCAUCACAAAAAUUCGUGGUGUCUGCAACAUCCGUAAGGAGAUUCUUCCUCAAAAUCUCAGAAACCCCGACUUGCAUACUCCUUGUUCUUUGUUCUGCUUCUCCACAGAUUCUCGGAAAGAUGAUUUCAUCCAAACCCCAAUAAGGCUAUGGUAUGUUUCAACUAUGUUAACGGUGUGUCCACCGGGAGCUAUCAGCUUGUGCUCAUCAUAUCUUAGUAAUUAUACUCUGCACAGUGCUUAUCCGGGCAAGAUUAGAAAUGUGAAUGUGAAUUCCUUUAGUUGUACUGCUGUUUAUCAUAGACAAUCGGGGGUAUGUAACCAUGAAGUGUAUUAUGAUUCAUAUUCUCCAUGGAAGGAACAGAAUAGGGUUGGAACUCAUAUUGUAUCACGGCGAGUGGCAUCCAAUAGAUUGCUGUGUCAAUCACAUGGUUCUGUUUUGCCUGAUGAUGAGUACCGAUCAUCACGCAAUAUAGCAAUCAGUUUGUUUAGGCGAUAUAGGAAUGUCAUUGACCGUGGAGGAGGUGACAACUUAAAAGAGUUCAUUGGUGCUGGAGUCAAUGCAUAUGCAUUGGGUUGCACUGAUGAAGGGUUAAGGAAAGAACUCAAUGCUAUGAAGGAAUCUGGCAUUGAAAUUGAAGCAAUGCAAAGUUAUGGUGGAGGGACUAGUUUAAAGUCCCAGAUUGUUGCGGAGGAGGUUGAUGAGUGUAUUUUGUGGUUGAGCAUCAUAUUCAUAACCAUUUUGUGUACACCACAACCAACCAUAGUCAGGUGGUCAUCCACACCUCCAGUGUCAGAUGAAGUACUGGUUCAAUGGAAAGGCUUCUGUGCUAUCAUAGCAAAUGCAUAUUACAUGAGGGGAAUGGCAUGGCUUCCAGUGAAGACUCUCCAGCUCGAACAAAUGGCCGUGGUAGGACGUGCUGAGGAGCCAUCAGUCGUUGCUAGCCGAAUGCGAUUAGCUUUUAGCACACUUGAGGUAGUUAGUCCACAAUGGCCAAGAGUCUAAGUGAAUCGCUUCUGUAUUUAGAAAAAUCCCAUUUAUGCAGAGUAUUCAUUACCAGGCAUUUGGUCCCUCAAAGUGUUGUAACUUAGGAAUGCACCUAAAAUUAGCAUAAUACCCAU